Molecule: messenger RNA, 2789 nt
Organism: Octodon degus (degu)
Lineage: Eukaryota; Metazoa; Chordata; Mammalia; Rodentia; Octodontidae
Gene: Igdcc3
Product: immunoglobulin superfamily DCC subclass member 3
Exons: 13
Biological process (GO): axon guidance; cell-cell adhesion
Cellular component (GO): axon; plasma membrane
Molecular function (GO): protein binding
Source: RefSeq, a predicted model, not a curated record
CCUGCCACAGGUCUUGGUCACUCUGCAGAACUGGCAUUUGUCCUGGAGCCUAGCGAUGAUGUUGCUGUCCCCGGGCAGCCUGUGGUGCUGGGCUGCAAAGUGGAGGGGACCCCGCCUGUGCGAAUCACCUGGAGGAAGAAUGGAGCGGAGCUGCCUGAGGGCGCCCGCGCCACCCUGCUGGCCAAUGGGUCCUUGCUAAUCCCUCACUUCUGUGCUGGGCAGGCAGGUGGCCUGUCGGAUGAGGGCGACUAUGAGUGUGUGGCCCAGAACCGCUUUGGGCUGGUGGUCAGCCGCAAGGCACGUGUCCAGGCUGCAACCAUGUCAGACUUCCACGUGCACCCCCAGGCCACUUCGGGCGAGGUAGGCGGUGUGGCCCGCUUCCAGUGCCAAAUCCACGGGCUUCCCAAGCCUGUGAUCAUGUGGGAGAAGAACAGAGUGCCCAUUGACACCGACAAUGAGAGGUACACGUUGCUGCCCAAGGGGGUCCUGCAGAUCACGGGCCUCCGGGCCGAGGACAGUGGCGUCUUCCACUGUGUGGCCUCAAACAUCGCCAGUGUCCGGAUCAGCCACGGGGCCCGGCUCACGGUGUCAGGCCCGGGCUCUGGGGCCUACAAGGAGCCCAUGAUCCUUGUGGGGCCUGAGAACCUCACCCUGACCGUGCACCAGACCGCAGUGCUGGAGUGCGUCGCCACGGGAAACCCGCGCCCCAUUGUGUCCUGGAGCCGCCUGGAUGGCCGCCCCAUUGGGGUAGAGGGCAUCCAGGUGCUGGGCACGGGGAACCUCAUCAUCUCCGACGUGACUGUGCAGCACUCGGGUGUCUACGUGUGUGCAGCCAACAGGCCGGGCACACGGGUGAGGAGGACGGCACAGGGCAGGCUGGUGGUACAAGCACCAGCCGAGUUUGUGCAGCACCCACAGUCCAUCUCCAGGCCGGCAGGGACCACAGCCAUGUUCACCUGCCAGGCGCAGGGUGAACCGCCGCCCCACGUCACGUGGCUGAAGAAUGGGGAGGUGCUGGGGCCUGGAGGCCACGUGAGACUCAGGAAUAACAACAGCACGCUGACCAUUUUGGGCAUUGGCCCCGAGGAUGAGGCCAUCUACCAGUGCGUGGCAGAGAACAGUGCAGGCUCAUCCCAGGCCAGUGCCAGGCUGACUGUGCUGUGGGCCGAGGGGCUCCCCGGGCCCCCCCGCAAUGUGCAGGCUGCCUCUGUGUCCCCCACUGAGGUCCGGGUGUCCUGGAGCGAGCCCUUGGUCAACACCAAGGAGAUCAUAGGCUACGUUCUGCACAUCAGGAGGGCUUCCGAUCCUCCGGAGCUGGAGUAUCAGGAAGCAGUCAGCAAGAGCACCUUUCAGCACCUGGUGAGUGACCUGGAGCCCUCCACGGCCUACAGCUUCUACAUCAAGGCCUACACACCGAGGGGCGCCAGCUCAGCUUCCAUCCCCACCCUGGCCAGCACCUUGGGGGAAGCUCCUGCCCCACCCCUGCUUUCCGUGCGGGUCCUGGGCGGCUCCUCCCUGCAGCUUCUGUGGGAGCCCUGGCCCCGGCUGGCCCAGCACGAGGGUGGCUUCAAACUGUUCUACCGCCAGGCGGGCAAGGCUUCCUUCACCGGCCCCGUCCUGCUGCCUGGUACCACCACUUCCUACAACCUCAGCCGGCUUGACCCUAGUGCCGUGUAUGAGGUGAAACUGCUCGCCUACAACCAGCAUGGAGACGGCAACGCCACGGUUCGCUUCGUGUCUUUGCGAGGCGCAUCGGACAGGACAGCCCUGAGCCCGCCCUGUGACUGCCGGAAGGAGGAAGCUGCCAACCAGACAUCUACCACAGGCAUCGUCAUUGGCAUCCACAUCGGGGUUACCUGCAUCAUCUUCUGUGUGCUCUUCCUCCUGUUCGGCCAGAGGGGCAGGGUCCUCCUGUGCAAGGAUGUGGAAAAUCAGCUCUCGCCUCCCCAGGGUCCCCAGGGCCAGAGGGACCCUGGUGUCCUGACCCUGAAUGGCACGGCUCGGGCAGAGCGGAGCCAGCUGGGCCAAGAAGAGAAGCGUGUGGAUGCCAAGGAACUGGAGCAGCUAUGUCCCCCGGCAGGGGCGUCGGGGCGGCCGAGCCCCAGGCCCACUGACCCCACAGGCCCUGCCCUGAUUGAGGAGACCCAGCUGUCCAUGCUGCCACUUCAAGGGUUCAGCCUUGUGGAGGGGAGGACACCAGAGGCCAAGGCCCCCUGCGUAGAGCCUGCGGUUGCCCCGCCACCCCAGGACGUGGGCCACGGUCUCCUCCGUGAAGGACAAGCUGCCCAGCCAGCCUGCUCAGGGCAGUAGGCAGUGCCCAGCCCGCUCUGGAGGCGGAAGCCCCCAUUCUCAGGUCACAGGCAAGAUUGCUCCUGUCCCAUGGGAGUUGGACGGUCCUGGGGAUGGCCCUGCAUUUCUGUUCUGACUGAAGGAGAGGGACCCCUGUGGGAGAUGGAGGGGUCCCUGCAGGAGCCCCUACCCCUGGGCUGAUAUGUCCUUGCUGCUGCCUGGUGCCCGUGUGACUUGGAGCUGAACUGAAGUUUUCCUGUAAACUCAAAACUGAAAAAGAGAAAGAAUACAGAGGAAGGUGAAUUAGACUCCAAAAACUUGCCCCUGCUGCGCCGGGCCUGGCACGGCCCCCUGGCCGACCUCGUUUUCUCAGGAUGGAUUUUGCUGUGUUGGCUCUCAGCACCUACCUCAGCCGGAAUGAAUGUCCUCGGGGAGGGGACGGUACCCCGGGCCCUGCCCCCCAGAGCCGAAUGCACGCCUACCUCAAGCCCCUCCGUGGG